Molecule: messenger RNA, 2630 nt
Organism: Polypterus senegalus (gray bichir)
Lineage: Eukaryota; Metazoa; Chordata; Cladistia; Polypteriformes; Polypteridae
Product: molybdenum cofactor biosynthesis protein 1-like
Exons: 6
Coding region: 376-1941 (521 amino acids)
Biological process (GO): Mo-molybdopterin cofactor biosynthetic process
Molecular function (GO): 4 iron, 4 sulfur cluster binding; cyclic pyranopterin monophosphate synthase activity; GTP 3',8'-cyclase activity
Source: RefSeq, a predicted model, not a curated record
ACAAGGCAGGAAAUGGCACUGGAUGGCCUGCCAGUCUGUUGCAGGACCAAAUUAGGCACACACUCACCCUGGGCCAGCCUGGUAUGGCCAGCUUGCCUUCCACAGAUGAUUCUGGGUCAGUGGUGAGUCCUACAGACCCUACAAAAGGGCCAAUUCUAACCCAGGGCACUGAAUACUUGGAGCAGCUGUGUCACCCAGGAUUUAUUAAUUAGGUGGCCAUUCAAGCAGGGACUAGAGAACCUCCAUUCCAGCAAAUCCCUUCUUGUCCUUUGUCAAAGUGAUCACGUCAUGAUGCUUUUCCUGUUUUUCUCCCUCCUACGUUGGCUUUCUGUGUGCUAACAAGUUUUUGUUCUUGUUUAGGUGAACUGUGUGGUGAUGAGGGGCCUGAAUGAAGAUGAGCUGCUUGAUUUCGUGUCUCUCACAGAGAGGAAGCCUCUUGAAGUGCGCUUUAUCGAGUACAUGCCAUUUGAUGGCAAUAAAUGGAACUUCAAAAAGAUGGUGAGCUACCAGGAGAUGUUAGAUCGGGUCCGGCAGCAGUGGCCUGACCUGAAGCCACUUCCUGCUGAGGGCACCGAGACGUCAAAGAAGUUCCAGGUGCCGGGCUUUCAAGGUCAGGUGGGAUUCAUCACUUCCAUGUCUGAUCACUUUUGUGGCUCCUGUAACAGGCUGCGAAUCACCGCUGAUGGCAACUUAAAGGUCUGCCUGUUUGGUAACUCGGAGGUCAGUCUGAGAGACUGCUUGAGGGCUGGGGCCUCGGAAGAGGAGCUCCUGCAGAUCAUAGGGGCCGCGGUGGGACGCAAAAAGAAACGGCAUGCAGGCAUGUUUAACAUCUCUCAGAUGAAGAACCGUCCGAUGAUCCUGAUCGGUGCUGACCAUUUGAGGUGCCCGUCUUUGCCCAGAUAUUCUUCCUCCAAGCCUUGGCACAAUCGCCCAGCAAUGCAGGUGCCUAAUGUGCUCAAUUCUGUGCCUCACAGUUGUCUUCUGUGCCAUGUUUCUCCAGUAGCAAGGACUUCUAGGAGAUGGCACCAUGCUGGCAUAUUGUAUACUGGGACCCGACAACAUCUCCAGCACCUUCGUCCCAGUUGCAGCAGCACCUUUCAACGGGCACGUCACACCGAGUCCGACUUGAGUUAUCCCAGAGACUCUUGUGGAUGCCAAGCAUCAAGUGCAAAGCUCUGGGUGAGACGCACGUUCUUAGCAGUAGUCAACGGGAAAAAUGCCUUCCAAAUGCUUUUAAUGAGGUGGUAUAAAUUUGCAUGCCAGGCUGGCCACAGUGCCCAUGCAGCAGCUCUGGCUAGGGCACAGGGAAUGUGCCUGAAGUGUACAUACACUGGGCAGACAAAUGUACCUGGUACCCCCUCUUCUGUCCUGAGUUAUUCCACUGCAAGUGGGCAUGAACUGGGCACAGCUGCCUUCAGAUUUGACCCUCCGGGCACAUCUAGUCAGCUCACUCACACAGAUGCUGAAGGCCGGGCCUCCAUGGUGGAUGUUGGCAGUAAACCAGUUACCCGACGGACAGCAGUGGCCCAUGCCAGGGUGAAGCUGGGUGAGCGGGCCUUCCGCUUGGUACAGGACAACCAACUGGCUAAGGGGGAUGCCCUCGCAGUGGCCCAAAUCGCAGGGAUACUGGCAGCUAAGAAAACCAGCUCACUGAUCCCACUGUGCCACCCUCUGCCACUUGACAAGGUGCAUGUAUCUCUGACUCUGGAGGACUCUGCCCACUCAGCUGUGAUAAUCGCAACAUGCCACACCAGCGCUCGCACCGGAGUCGAAAUGGAGGCUCUGACGGCUGCCGCUGUGGCGGCCCUCACCCUGUAUGACAUGUGCAAAGCGGUCAGUCAUGAUAUUGUCAUCGAGGAAGUGACGCUGAUGAGCAAGACAGGCGGGCAGAGGGGCGACUUUCACAGGUGCCCUCCCGCCCCCGAGCCCACACUAAAGUAAUACAGUGGGCAUGGUGCUGGCUUUGAUACCUGAGAGGAAGAAGCCGACAAUGGCGUCCUUGCCACCUCCUGACUGACUCUGCUAAACUUUUGCUGUGUAACAAACUGAAUUUCAAUUAUUUGUAGCUACUUUUGCCUCAACCUCCUUAUUUGUUUAGAGUGCCAUGAAUUUAAUGAGGCUGAGGGAUCCCACGGGCACGAUCAGGGUGCAUCAAAGCUGUGAGUAUAUUGAGGACACAAGACGGGGUCUGCUCUAAAAAUGGGCAUUGGAGCAAAUAAUCAGAAAGAGACAAGUGUGGCAUUGCCCAAACCAGAGCUUUUCAGACUGGGUGUCGCAGCCAAUGCCAGCCUGUCUGUAUAGGUGAAGCAGGCGAUUGCUUAGAUGAGUGAUGGGCACCCAUGAACACGUCACAUUCCGGGCCUCGUUGGGUGAUCUGCGCAGGAUGAAGCAGCCAUUGGCAGGUAAUGCCACACGCACAGUUCAGCAAAUGGGGACAGGCUGUCACAUAGAGGGGCACGUGCUCGCUAGCCUUUACAGUGGCACCCCAAAGAGUGAGCUGUGCACAAAUCACUAUAAUGAGGUGAUGAGCAGAACAGUAAGCUUUGUGAAGCCGACGCUCAAACUCAUUGGCCAGGCGACUUUGAAAUUGCAGAACUCACUGGGGGGUCCCGGGGGGUUUUAAAGAUUUU